Molecule: messenger RNA, 3173 nt
Organism: Sitodiplosis mosellana (orange wheat blossom midge)
Lineage: Eukaryota; Metazoa; Arthropoda; Insecta; Diptera; Cecidomyiidae
Product: probable ATP-dependent RNA helicase CG8611
Exons: 7
Coding region: 190-2895 (901 amino acids)
Biological process (GO): ribosome biogenesis
Cellular component (GO): nucleus
Molecular function (GO): RNA helicase activity; nucleic acid binding; ATP binding
Source: RefSeq, a predicted model, not a curated record
AUGUUUCUGGCUAUCAAUAACCAUGUGCGCUUGACAUGUGUCAAUACUGGUGCUUUUAAAAAUGUAAAUAGUGCGUCGCAACUACUGGAGUUCGACCGAAAUUUACAGUUUAUUACACGAUUUUUUUUUAAAUAAAAUAAAAUCACAAGAGUUUUAUUUGUUUGGUUCAUAAAAUAUUGACGUUUAAACAUGGAUUUGGCUCUGAAUAUAUCAACAUCAGCGAGUAGUAUCAAGCCGACUCAAAAAUUGAAAUUUCCCACAGUGGGAAAGAAAAAAAAGCAGAACACAGGUGGAUUUGACUUUAAUUUCGUGAAAAAUGAUAAAGUUAAAGCAGUUGUAGCUCGCAGACGACCGGUACAAGCAACAGUAGUCAAGAAAUCGGAAGCUGUCAAGUCAACAGCAGCAAAUUUGGCCUCAAAACCCGUAGAAAAAGCGGAAAAUAUUUCAAAAUCGACACAAAAAAAUUAUGUUACACCUCUGAAACCAACGCCGAAAAAGCCAAAUGAUGACGUCGAUGCUCUUUUGAACAUAGCUAAGGUAAAGAAGCCAGAGGAUGAAGUGUCGUUGAGUCUGAAUAUCGACACAAACGUCGAUUUGAGCACAUUUUCCGGUAAGAGAUUCGGGGAGAAGAAGAAGAAAUUGUCACGAAAUGAGCGCAAAGAGCGAGUGAUGCAGCGGAGAAUCGAGGAAGCUCGUGGUAAACAAGAUAAUAGAACGCCAUAUGCUGGUCCUAAACCGUCGAAUACUCCUCAUGAUGAAUCGAAUGUCACGCAAAAAACAUCAAUUGCGGUCCAAGGAGGAAAUUCGUCAAAGAAUCCAUUUGAGAGAAAGACCGAUAAACCGAAUAAACCGUUUAAGAAAGCAGAAAACAUCUUCAAAAACACUCCCGAUAUUCCAGUGGUUGGUCAACGAUUUGUGAAACCAUUGAAUGAAAUUGUUUUUACUGGUUUACCCAUGAGCUCAAUCGGCUUACAUCCUCAUUUGGUAAAAUCAUUGGCUGAUUUAUUCGGAAUAACUGAAUUGACAAGCGUACAACAACGAGCGGUUCCAGUCACGCUCGAAGGUCGUGACAUACUAGUACGAUCUCAAACUGGAUCUGGCAAAACAUUGGCCUAUGCACUUCCAAUAGUGCAACAACUUCAAGACAUCAAGCCGAAAAUCAGUCGAACAGACGGGAUCUAUGCCUUGGUCAUUGUUCCAACGCGUGAGCUGGCCAUUCAAACCCUUGAGGUGUUCAUCAAACUCCUGAAACCAUUCACGUGGAUUGUGCCAACCUACAUCACGGGAGGAGAAAAACGAAAAUCGGAAAAGGCUCGUCUUCGCAAAGGAGUUAACAUUUUGAUAGGAACACCCGGUCGAAUUUGUGACCAUCUACUGCACACCGAAUCAUUUAAAUUGGAUAAGGUAAAGAAUUUAGUUUUGGAUGAAGCCGAUCGACUGUACGAAUGUGGAUAUGAAAAAGAUGUCAAAGUUAUCGUUGAUGCAUUGAACAAACCACCCGAAUCGAAAAAUCCAUUUAAAGCGGCGGCUGAUGAUGAAGUGCAAGAAAAACCAAUAUCAAAUCUACAAACUUCAUUACUAUCAGCUACUCUAUCAACGGCCGUUCAUCAGCUGGCUGGACUAGCACUGAAAAAUCCUCUGUUCAUUGACACUUGUGAUCAAAAGAAUAUCGAACUACCGAAAACAAUCCCAAUCGCUGGAGACAGCCAGUCCGUCGAAGCUAUUGAGGAAAGUUUAGCCAAUGAAAAUAUUGUAAUUCCAGAGAAAGUUACACAAAAAUACAUUUUGGUGCCGCCAAAAUUACGUUUAGUCACUCUAACCGGAUUGAUUGCCAAGGAAACCAGCGAUGAGAAGAAAUCGUCGAAGAUUUUAGUAUUUUUGGCCACGGAGAAUUUAGUCGAUUAUCAUUAUGAUUUAAUGACCGAAACAUUGACGAAAAAAGUGGUCGACUCAGACGACGAGGACGAUGACAAUGAUGACGAUAAUAUGGCACUUCCGGACGGUGAAAGCGAUUUGGAAGAUGAUGAAGGAUUGUUGGAUAAAGUGCGAGCAAAAACCAAGAAGAAGUUCAAAGAACGACCAUUGCUGGCGGAUGUCAAGUUUUUCAAGCUCCAUGGAUCGUUGACGCAACACGAACGUAGUGCCAUUUUUAAAGCGUUCAAAGAGGCAAAAUCGGGUGUGCUCUUGACAACGGAUGUGACCGCACGUGGGAUCGAUGUGCCAGCGGUAGAUUUGGUGGUUCAGUUUUCAUCACCCCAUAAAUUGGCUGAUUACGUGCAUCGAGUUGGUCGCACAGCACGAGCUGGCCGCAGUGGAAACGCUAUACUAUUUCUAUGUCCAAACGAAGUGGAAUUCAUACGAACACUGGAAUCGAAACGGAUUAGAAUUGCUCAAGAUGACUACAAAACGUAUCUAAAAGGCGUUCAAGAUAAUAGCGAAUUAGUGACGGGAACGUUGGAAGAAAUGGCUUCUGAACUGCAGCGUAAAUUCGAGUCGCUCGUCGCCGACGACAAAGAAAUCUAUGAAAAGGCUUGUAAAGCAUUCGUGUCAUGGUUACGUUACAUAUCAUCGUUCCCAAAAGAUUUGCGACACAUUUUCAAUGUGAAAAAUGCGCACAUGGGUCAUUACGCAAAAAGUUUAGCGUUGCGCGAACCACCGAAAUCAUUUACAAAAGAGUUUAGCAAGCCAAAAGCGCCGUUACCACAGAAUCGAUUAACGUACACCGACAGAUCGACAACCAAAAAAUCGGAACGAGUAACUGAUUCAAAAACUGUGAAACAGAACGGAAUAAAACGGCCAGCGCCUGGUCUCGCCAAAUUCGUAUCGAAAUCAAUUAGUUUAUCAACAUCGGAAUUCGACAGUGGCUUGCCUCCGCUGAAAAAACGAAAGAAGUAACACGAUAAAUCACGGAAACUGCAUCGCUAACAACACAAAAAAACGUUUUCUCGUUAACGGAAACACCGCUUCAUUUAAACAAUUCGGUGAAAUUUGUAAUUGAUUUCGUAUUUUCCUUAACUCUAAUUCUUUAACUUUUUCAAUUGGUUGAUUUUUCAUUGUUAAAUGAAUAAAAUCCACAAAUAAUUCAUUGGAAAUUAUUGUGAGUCUGAUACAUAUAUUCGACUCGUUGAUGUGACGAGCACAAAAUGCAUGAAAUAAAUUGAUGUAAAAACAAA